Molecule: messenger RNA, 7374 nt
Organism: Knipowitschia caucasica
Lineage: Eukaryota; Metazoa; Chordata; Actinopteri; Gobiiformes; Gobiidae
Source: the annotation of a GenBank genome assembly
AUGAGGAGAAGCAAGAGAGCAGAAGCAGUUCUACAGUCUGGCCUGGAUGUCAAAGCUAGUGAUGAGAUAACAUCUGCCUGGAAUGGCUUGGCCCAGUCCAAAGCUGCUUUACGGCAGAUCGAAAACAAACUAGAGGCAGGUCCAGGAUCAGGGGUGUUGCUGGAAUCUGUUAUGGUAUCUUCCAAGAAAAAACCCUCUAGAAAAGAUUUGAACAAAGAUGGACAACAACGUGAUCAAAUAGAAAAAUCCACAAAAAUGAGAAGUGGUCAUUCAAGAAGUCCAGAAAAGAGUAGUUCUCGAGGACCACUUCAGAACUCCACCCAGGAAAAUACUGCACGCAAUAGUGUGGAAUUCAGAGAGCCAUUAGCCUCCUACAGAGAGGCCACCCCUCCGCCACAUCCUUCGUCUAAGCCUGAACUCGGCAGUCUGCAGUCGGCAACAGGGUCUUCAUACUCAUCACAGCUGUCAAAUUCAAAUCUUGUGUACGAGAGAGAGAGCAGAGACAAGCAAACGGACGAAGAUGUGGAUAGCACACACUCCUCCACAGUGGAACGAAUGGAGAUCCGCUACCUCAAUGACCUACCAGCCCUGGACACAAUAAGGACUAAUCUAUCUCACUCUCGGGAGCUUACCAGAGAAGCCAUACAACAAACCAGCACUGUCAAAGCACAAAUUUUACAGAGCACUGACGGCAAAGGGAGUGGAAGCACGCCGUCCACUAGUCCUGGGUCUGCUUCACAACGCUUGGAAAACCUAAGACGUCAUCAACCAGAUGAUAAACUGGAAAAGCUAAAGGAGCGAAUUCGAAAGCAGAGAAAGCAUCUAGAGGAGGCGGCUGAAAAAGAAAAGUUUGGGAGUUAUUUAGAACGACCGCUUGUUGGAAAUGACAGCUGUGGUACGAGCACCAUUCCAUCUGUUAAAGUACGGAAAGUGGCAGCUGCGCCUUCAGCUCCUAUCUAUAAAGGUUUCAAUAGUACUCAAACAAAAAUACAGACCCCUGAUGGAAAAAUUUGGCGUGAAGAGGACUUCCACAACCUCAGUUGCGGAAUUUAUAAAGACUUGUCUCACCAGUUUGCAGAAGGCACAAGAUCUCUGCUUCUGAAGGGACAAGGAGACUUCCCCAAAGAAAGAAAGCCUCAUAAAUCUGUGAGGAAAGUCCAAAAGGUUCACCCCAUCUCUGACCUGUCAAGACCAGCUAUAAGUCCUGCUUCAUGGCGAGAGGGUCAAAAGCUUGUGACGAUGAUAUUAGGAAAAAAUCCUAUAGUGACCACUGAGGAGCCCCAAAAGUCUAAGAGAUCAGAAGAAAAGGGCUCCCAUUGUAGAUCCAGUUCAGAGCCAGACAUGUCAGACGAUAUCAAAGGAAUUCUGGACGACCUUCAACUUCAGUGCAAAAAUAGAGAGAGUGAUGAGCGCACCCAUGCCACAUCCCAGCGGGAGACAAGUCGCAGACACAACCGAGGGAAUUCAGGCUCAAGAAGUCGGGCUACAAUCCCUACUGUGGGAACUGCCUCAGCCCGAGGGUGUCGAAGCGCCAGUCCGUCCAAUCGAUCAAGAACUGUCAACAGAGUAGAGCCAGUGCAGAAAAAACGCCACUAUGAUGCAGAUACAGUUCGUCAAUACAUUGCCCAACAACAAGAAAAGAGAAAAAGACGACAGAUGCAAGAAAAGAAUGCCCUGAUGAAGGAGGCCGAACAGCGGCAACAGAGACUGCAGGAGCUGUAUAGAAAACAAAGAGAAGCUGCCCUCACAUUGACCACGACCACAGAAAGUCCUGCACAGGUGCAUCUAAAAAAGACUUUCAACAAACUGUUACACGAAGGAGCGCAACGAACGCAGGAGGCUACUCAAUUGAGACCAAUAUACCAACCUUCUGGAGAGUCGGAUAAAGAGAAUAGAAGGCUUGAACAGGCUCAAAGCCUAUCAAGUAGUGACCAAUCUUUAAAUCCUCUCCCAGGCUCCAGUAAUGACUUCCAUUUUGGAGAAGCCUCGUCUUUUGAGAGUGUUGGAUUAGGGUUGGCUACUGCCCAGGAGGAACAUUCUGAGAAGAACUGGCAGCAACAUAAAGUACAUCCAGAUCCUCACAACAGUUCAGAGUCCCUCAGUGAAGGUCCAUUAAGUGAAGGCAGUCUCACUGAUGGUGAUGGCAGUCCUCUGCAGUCUGCAAAUGCAUUUAGACCCAUUGGCCACCAAGGGGCAGUGCAACACUCUGGGAGGAAAAGUCACCAACGUCUUUCAGAAUUCCAAAAGGAGGCUGAACAGUUUGCAGUGGUCAACUCACUCCUCACUCAGCAGGAAAACUCCAACCCUGUUUGGGAAGAGUUCAACAAAGGAAGCCCUCUAAGUGUCAUUAAUAUUUUCACAAAAACCCUUCAGGAAAAUGUUAAAGUUGGUGACAUUUUUUCAGAGCGGAACUCUCCAUCUGUGCAUCAGCUACCAUCAGGCAGUCAUGUUGCAGAUUUAGAUUAUGAGAAUGACCCCCAAAAAGAUGUGCAUACAUCCAGUUGCCAUUAUGAGGAGCUGAUGAGGCGCUCUACAAGAGGCGCUAAAGCAAUUGAUCCAUCUGCCUCAUCCCCUCAACACUCUUCUUGCUCAACUCCUGGUUCUUCACCUCUUUCAAAGAAUUCCAUCAAAAUGAGAGAUCAGAGUGCUGGUACCACCUUGGUGGAGGAGCACAGAAGUACCCCUCUGCCAGAAGCACUAUCCUUAGAAUUGAGAAAAUGGGACUCGAAAAGAAGCUCUGAAAACAGCCAGAUUACUUCAGAUGAUAUCUCUCAACUUUCUCAUCGCGGUUCGAAUGUGGCCAAGAUGUCUCCACCAUCCAAUAAUAGACAAUCUCCUGGAUCCUUGGAUCAUAGUUCUUUGGAAAACUCUUUUAGUGAUUCCUUAAGAAGAAGCGCUCCAGAAAAGGCGACAAACACAAGCGCUGCAGAUGUUAAGCCAUCAGGUGAGUUGCAGUAUUCCCCUGCAGUUCUACAGCAGCGUCUCGCCGCGGAGCUUCACUACUUGGAGUCGAUAGAAGAGUCUGUGCGACAGCUGGGAGAUAUCGAGCGCUUGAUGGGAGUCUCCAAGGCUCAACAUGAAAGUGAAACCUUAUCUCAUAUGCUUAAGGCCAAGCAACAACAACAUGAGCAAGAAUUGUAUGAACUGAAGAUCAAGGCAGAGAGAGAGGCUCUUGAGACAAAGCUGCAAAUGGAGCAAAAUCGGCAAAGAGUUGCCCGGGCCCAUAUAGAUUUACAAGAAGGUUUGGCUACUACUCAUAAGGAGACUCUGGAAGGCCUCCAGGAGGCCACAACAAAGAUGAUGAGUCAACAGGCUGAGGCAGCACGGUACACAGCUGACACUGCCCGGCACAUCAAAGAAAUGACGGAAAUGGCACAUGCUCAUUUGAUUAAUUAUACUCCACCUUCUGUCCAACUCACCUCUGAACUACUGAAGAAAAGAUCUCAUGCAAGGAUGAGAGACAAUACUAAUCUUAGUUAUGAGUCCAGCAGAACGGGAGAAGAUCACCUUGAUCAUUCAGAGUCUGAAUCCUACAGAAGUCCUGGAAGAAGUUUAUCUUCUGAGCACAAGGACACAAGUCAUGAGCCACUUCAAGAGAGGAGCCAAAGAGCAGAGGGCAGCAUCUCCAUCGAGGAUGAAGUAACUACUGCUGCUAAUGAAUCUCUAUGUAACAGCAUCCCAUCUGUGCAGGAAGAAAGGGGAGAUGCUACAUCAGUUGCAACAGACUAUUCUCACAAGUUUGAGGAGUCAAUAACUGAAGAUGAGAUUGAGGAGCGCUCUUUCCGCUCCUUGUUGCCGUCUGAGGCCCAUCGCAGAGAAAGUUUGGACAGGAAGUUGCAGCAUCACAAUGAAUCGGAAGAAGACGGUAUGAGUCACAACUGCACACCAGCUUUGGUGGCUUAUUCUAUUACGCAGCACCAGCGGGGGUCCUCAGCCUUCUCUGGGGGGCAAGACAGCUUCUCUCAUUUCACAAUGGAGAUGGUCCGUCAGUACAUGAGGGAUGAAGAGGUCAGGCUGCAGCAUCAGAGCGCUUUACUACGUCUCCGUCAAAAAGCCCUCAAAGAAAAAACGCGGACUGAACUGGCUUGGCUCGAACACCAGAAGAAGAAGCUCAGGGACAAAGGGGAAGAUGACAAAAUGCCUCCUAUUAAAAAGAAACAGAGAGGUCUUCUGCUCAAACUCCAACAAGAGCAGGCUGAGAUCAAGCGACUGCAGGAGGCCAACAAAGCUGCCAGAAAGGAGAGGCAAGUUCUUCUGAAACAACAGGAGGAGAUUGAGCGAAUGAGAUCCUCCACGCUCAAACUCAAAGAGCGCCUUCGGUUUGCUGAAACACUCACUGAAGCCCCGUCGGAGACAUCUCUGUCUGAAGUAGCAUCGUCCAACUUGGAACAUACCAAUUUGAACGUCCGCAGUCCUUCUCCUUCUGUUUCCAUCUCUGGAAGUGAGACAAGCAGCAUCAUGCAGAAGCUGAAGAAGAUGCGCUCUCAAACUGAUGAAAAACACUGCUCUCCUCUUCAUUACUUCUUCUCUAUGUUCACUGCCCAACACUGGGCUUCCUUAAGUGUUUGUCUCCCCAAUCUCCGCCCUAAACUCCAGCUUUAUAUCUACAAUCAGUUGGUCAGGUUCCUUACCAAACGUGAGCAGCAGCUGAUGCAGAGGCGUCACCAUGCAGAGGAACUCCUGCAGUGGAAACAGCGACUGGACAAGGAGGAAGCAGAAGUCCUUAAGAUGGAGAAAAAGGCCCUAGCAGCAUGGGAUGAGCAACCGCCACAAGAUAAAGGACUUGAUUUGUCAGAGAGUGAAAAGGAUUUCAGAAUGAUGCAAGGGUCGAAAGACUUCACAGGGGAUUUCAAUCAUUCUUCAGCCACUCCAGAGUCCAGCAUCCACACUGAUGUGGACGUAAAACAAGGUGAAACAAGUGCAAGUAAAAGCACUUCUGCCUCGGAUAUGGCCUCCAUCCAAAGUAGCCCGGCAAAUUACACCGACGACUUUGCCUCAGUGUCCCCUUCACCAAACAGACCAUCUGAUCAGAAGUCACCGAUCAAAGAAAGUAUUGACGUCUCGGUUUCAGAACAUGACCAAAUGUCUAAACUGGGAGACAUAACAGACAACCAUGACAUGAAACAAACUGAGCACAUUUCUGACCAGAGAGACAUAGAGACUCGCAUAAGGACCCUAAAGGAAGAACUUAAAAAACGAAAAUUAACUGCCUAUCAGCUGAAAAAAGAACAAAAGAAGAGGACAAAACAGCGACUUAAAGCACAAGAGGCAAACCUGCUGAAGCAACUAGAGACUUAUAAUGACUUUAUUGAGAAAACCAAAGCAGAGCUAGAGCAACAGCCAGAUUCAACCCCAGAUGCCACGUCCCAAAUCACAGAUGGGGUCUUACGUAGUGCAGAGCAUCCUAGUGAAACGAUGACUCGUGAAAGAUCUCACUUAACGCAUGUUUCUGAAUCUGAUGGACUUCCCUCCUUUGUGGAUAAAGCACAUCCUGGUCAAAAUAGAUCUGUCUCUAUGGCGUCAACCAUUUCUGGCUUUUGCAUCGGGGACCGCGUUGUUGUCAGUGGAGUUCAGCCUGGCACUUUGAGAUUCAAAGGCUCCACCAGCUUUGCAAAUGGAUUUUGGGCUGGGGUGGAGCUGGACAAGUCUGAAGGAAGCAACAACGGCACAUACGAUGGGGUGUUAUACUUUGAGUGUUCUGAGAGACAUGGAAUUUUCGCUCCCCCUGACAAAGUCACGCAUCUCACGGAUAAGUUUGAUAUGUACACGGACACCACCGAAGAUGAUGACUCCUUUCACGAUGAAAUGCCGAAGGAGGAAAAUCUAAAACUUACAUCAAAAGAAACCAGACCUCAAACCGAUCCUUUUGGAAACUGCCUAAUGAGUUUGGAGAAAUUGGAAUCAGGAGAUCUAAAGAGUUCUGAUGAUAUUGAGCAGUUGGAUAAAGCGGUUGACAACUAUCAGCAUCUUGAUCAUACAAUAGUCAAUGGAAAUACCAUUUGGGUCUCUGGAGAUGCUUCUCUCACUCCCCUCACUCCCUUCAUAGACAAUGACAAAGUUCAUAUCAGCAAACAAUCUAAAAUGGAGAUAACCAACCUCAUUGAGAAACCUGAUGUUGAGCUCGACCAUCGGGUUUUGUUUUCUUCCGACUUGAAGAAGGAUGAGAGGCGAAAGGAUAGACUGGGCUCAUUAGCAGAUGAAAUGUUAAACGACAUUGUAAAAAAUGCAGUACAACAUUUUGCAGAACUAAAGAAAUCAAAGGUGAAAAAGAUACAUGAUGCAAAUCAAAUGAGUAGAAACAAAGUUGAAGAAGUUGAAGAAACUUUGGCUCCGUCAGUGGACCAGAAAGAUGGGCUUCCUUUUUUUCUUACUCAAGAAAAAGAGGAAAUGUCUUCUCCAGAACUCUGCAAUCGCCCAGAAAGUCCAGUGCUGGGGGCUAGUGGUCAAGAGGAACUAGCCAAGCGUUUAGCUGAACUGGAGCUAAGUCGAGAGAUGGAGGAGUUUGGGGACGAUCAGGACUGGUUUGACGAGGACUACGGUCUCAGCUCCCGUCGACAACAGCAGCGACUUAAAGAAAAACAACUGGAAGAAGACCAGGCCAAGUUUGGAGGUCACUUUGGGAAGACCACAUCCGGAGUGGGCACAGUGAUGGGAGGACCAGGGGACCAGCAGGUGAAGACGCCCCCUCGACCUGAGCUCCCUCACCCCAUUGCCCCUAAACUGCCCGAGGAGCCAGCUAUGGUGGUGCCCCACUCAGCUGCAGAGAUAGAAAAGAUCGCUCACGCCGCAGUUUUGGAAAUCUGGAAGACUUGUGGAUUGGACAGUGAGGGAUUGGCAAUACUCACAAACCAGCAGAAUCCAAACCCCUCCCAGGAGUAUUAUGGUGAAGAUUCCCACAGCGAUGACCUGGAGGCCGCCUGUCUGCAUAGCUAUAAAAAGGCGGUGUAUGAUCUGACUUGGGAGACCCUUCAGGAUGUUUUUGCUGAAGAUCCCAAUGCCGAUCAGCCACAGUGGGUGAAGCCGCAAAGAGUCAAGUCCUCAUCUUUUCAUGAAAUUAGGACAGCGAGAGACAUCAGCAGAAUCCAGAGAUUUGUGUCUGAUGAAAUACUAAAGCUCUAUGGUCUUGCAACGGAUCAAUGUCAAAGAACCGACUGGCCAAAAAUGCUCAAAUUUGGCCGGAAGAAGAGAGACCGUGUUGACAACAUUCUGGUGCAAGAGCUCCAUGAAGAAGAGUCCCAGUGGGUCAACUACGACGAGGACGAGCUGUUUGUCAAAAUGCAGCUCGCCGACAGCAUCUUUGACGCGUUGCUUAAGGACACCGCGGACGCACUCAAUCUGAUCUACGAAAAAAGAGCCAAAAGAGACGCUUCCUGA